AUGGCGACAGUUGAGGACAUUACCUCUGAUGAAACGUUUAAUUUCAAAUGCUCAUCCUGUGUUAAUUUGAAAAGAAAUAGAGAAGCGGUUAAAUAUUGUGUAGAAUGUCAGGGUUACUGUUGUCAGGAAUGUGUGGAAACGCAUACAGCUUUUGUCGCUUUGAAAAGUCACACCCUUUUGGACAAGGUUAGUUUCAAAUCUGCACGUUCCGCGACAGGUCUACCUGAUGUACCAACAGAGAUUUGCAGCGAGCAUGAGAUAAAGGUGUUGGACAUGUACUGUGAAAACCACGACGUGGUCGGUUGCACAACUUGCAUGGCUUUAGAUCAUAGAAGCUGCACUGAUGUACAUUCAAUACCACAUUCCAUAGAGACAAUAUUCCAGAUUUCAGACGCACACAAAACCUUCCAGAUUAUGCAAGACAAGAUAAAUGCGUUGCGGAAGAUAAAGGCAGAAACAGAAAGAAAUAUUGAAGAUCUGAGUCAGUCGAAAGAGAAAGCAUUGAAUGCGAUAAAAGAUUUCAGAAAAGAAAUGAGAGACAUUCUUGAUAAUCUUGAAAAAGAGUCCAUAAAUGAAGUUGAGGUUGAAUUUCGUAACUUGGAGUCAAUUUUGAAGGAACAAGAAAAGAAAAUGGAAAGUGCAAUUGAAGAUCUUGGGAAUGCUGCUGAUAAUUUGCAGAAAUUGGACGGAAACAAAGCACAGCAGUUUGUAUUGAUGAAAAUUGCUCAAAAGAAAAUUGAGGGAACUGAACGCCCCUGUAAAUCACCAGACGAGCAAACAACGGUGAAAAUUACAUUUUUUGCCAAUCAAAAAUUACAGGAUUUCCUUGGACAGGUAGAGACUUUUGGUAAAGUAACUGGAGAUCCUUGUAUUUCUUUGAACCCAAGGACAACCGCAUAUUCAAUCAAGGACAAAAGGGAAAUGAGCAUAAGAUUACAGAGCGAUUCUGAAAAUGACUGUCGUGUACAUGGUGCAUGUUUAACGGAUGAUGGGAUGCUGCUGUUAGCUGAUUACAACAACAAAAAAUUGAAACGUGCCAACAUUGAUGAAUUGGCAAUGGUUGAUUACUAUGACCUGCCUGCUAAACCAUACGAUGUUUGUUUUAUCAGCAAACAGACAGCAGCUGUUGCUUUGAGUGACAAUAGCAUCCAGUUUAUCUCCCUUGGCAAUCAGAUGUCUCCCAUUCGUCAACUGAAACUUGGACAUAGAUGUUUUGGUAUAGCUUACAAAGAUGAUAGGUUAUAUGUAACUGAAGCAGGCAGCUCUCUAUAUGUCCAUGACAUGUCCGGUAACCUGCUGCAGACAAUAUCACAAAACCAGGCUGAUGGGUAUCCCUUCAAGCAGAAUCAAGAUAUUGCAUUCAGUGAUAACGGUGAUAAAAUGUUUGUAGCCGACUGGCACAACGGUGUGGUAACACUUGAUGCUAAGGGUUGCCAUAUUGAAACUUUUGGUGCUGCCACAGUACUGAGCAAUGCCCAUGACGUGUGCUCAGAUAGAAGAGGAAAUCUGUUUGUAAGUGGAUACGGAUCGCACAGUGUUGUACAGUUUUCACAAGAUGGGAAGAAAAGUUUGGGCGAGGUCGUAAAACCAUCGGAGGGCCUGUUUCAACCAUACUGUGUUUGUUUCUAUCCUUGUCGCAAUAGACUGAUCGUUACUUUAUUUCCGAGUGAUAUAGUUAAAAUAUUUGAUUUACAAUAAUAUGUGUUAAUGUUAACAAUUCUGUUGGAACUGUUGUUAUGUAAAAAUGUUGUGUCUCCUUAAGCUCAGUCUUAUUAAUGUGCACAUUUUAUUACUGACAGUUAGUGAUUUUAGACGUCAUCUGUAAAUGAGAGCUUGUAAACACCAUACCUUGCACGUGCCCAAAGUCCGGAAUGUUUUUCAUAUUGACUUUACUACAUGUACAUAAUUGAGUUCAGCUACAUCUGAUAUGCUUAAUUCUUUCAAUAUCUUACCGAUUUUUCUGAGUCUGCGUUCGUGUCUUACACUCGAAUGCUUAUAUUUAAAUGCAAAAGGAAUAAAUUAAUGUACCGUUAA
This is a messenger RNA of Mercenaria mercenaria, 2034 nucleotides long. RefSeq lists its product as uncharacterized. Gene Ontology annotation, molecular function: zinc ion binding; ubiquitin-protein transferase activity. The record is from RefSeq and is a predicted model, not a curated record. The coding region runs from base 1 to 1698 and encodes 565 amino acids. The transcript is spliced from 2 exons. NCBI's taxonomy places the organism in Eukaryota, Metazoa, Mollusca, Bivalvia, Venerida, Veneridae. Gene Ontology annotation, biological process: positive regulation of DNA-templated transcription. Gene Ontology annotation, cellular component: chromatin; nucleoplasm.